Messenger RNA from Parnassius mnemosyne (clouded apollo), 1618 nucleotides. Lineage: Eukaryota; Metazoa; Arthropoda; Insecta; Lepidoptera; Papilionidae. The record is from the annotation of a GenBank genome assembly.
AUUACAAAAUGGCGUCUAUUUUAUGGUAGAAUUAGAUAUAAACAAUGCAAGAAUAAUUGAUUUUCAAUAACUUUUUUCUCAAAAAUUACGCGCUUCCGCAUAUUGUAACUUUGUGUGUGUGCUUAUAAUAGUGUAACUUUUCUGUAAAAAUACGUAUCAACUGCCAACUCGAUGGGGGUAAAUGGAAAGCUAAGCCCCAAGUCUCUCAACUCAGUUCUUCUACCGUAAAAGGUUGUGAGAUCCAUGUAAUACCAAAUCGGUUCAUUUAUUCAGUCCUUACUUAAGGGUCCUUUUGUCUUAAGUUUUUACGUAAUUAGCUAAUCUUGUAGUGACCACAUCAAUACUAAAAAUCUUUUAUAUAUUAAACAAAUAGAUUGACUUGGCCAUCGCAUGAAAACACAAUGAUCUCUCAAGCACAGACAAUACAACACUCCACCUGUUCCCCAAUCCGGAUAAGGAUAUAGACAGAUUUAGGACUUGGGUUUAUGCAGUUAGUGGUGAAAUCCUUGCUCUUGAAAAUAGUAAAAUUUUUAAGCUACGCAGGGUUUGUCAUGCACAUUUUGAACCAAGAUACUACACAAUAAGUAAUUGACUUGCUGCAAAUGCAGUCCCAACAUUGAAUUUAUCAGGAUUUUUACUAAGAAACAGACCAUUACAAGAUAUCACAAAUACUAGUAUACACCGAGUUGAUGAUAUUGAACAAGGAGUUGCAUCUACAUCUACUUUUGAUGCCAAUCUUCAAAAUGUGACGGGUAAAACAUCUACAGGUCUGCCUAUGUUCAAAGGAAAAACCAUGAAACAACCUCUGUAUGUGAAGCACUCUGAUGAAACUCAUUUAUUAAAAAAAGAACUGUGCAAGCUGAAACGUACUAAAGAGUCUGUAGAGGCAAGGUUGAAGAAAGCCCUGAAACUUUCUGAAAAUACAACAUUUCAAAAGGCAGUAAAAAAUGUUCUGUAGCUGCUUUAAUUUUUAUUAUGAUGCAGUUCUGCGAAGCCAAAAAAAUGGGAAUGGGACGGAGAUUUACAAAACAAGAUAAAGUCUUGUCUUUGGCUUUGUAUAAGCAGGGACCGAGAGCAUACAGAUGGCUCAGAAAAAUUUUCAUUCUGCCAUCUCCGCUAACAUUGAGCAGAAUGAUCUCAACAGCGUCACUGAAGGCAGGAUUAAAUGAAAAUAUAUUCAGGGAACUACAACAAAGAGCUCAAAAAAUGAAGCCAAAGCAAAAACUAUGCAUGCUCUUGUUUGAUGAGAUAGCCCUUACUCCACACUUUGAUUACAAUAGAAGACGUGAUACAAUCACUGGAUUCGUGGACAAUGGUGAAACUACACAAAAUAAAAUAGCAGACCUCGCUCUUGUCUUUAUGAUAUAUUUUUUGUGCUGGCAGUACACCGAAAAUCGAAUUAGCCGUACAAAUUAAGAAUAUUAUAAGAAAACUUAAUAACACUGGGUUUCAAGUAAUGGGAACAAUUUGUGACCAGGGGUGUGCCAAUGUCAGCGCAAUAAAUUACCUCAUAGAGGAAACAAGGGAGGAAUAUUUGAAGAAAAAUAAGGAAUUAAAACAUAAAGUUUUCAAAAUUGAUGGCAAAAAAAUAAUUCCAUUAUAUGACACACCCCACCUG